GUAGUUUGUUACGGUCUGUUUGCAUAUUUUGGUGGUUUGUAAUUUUUAUCGUUUCACAAAACAAAAUAUAAACAGCAAAAUGAGCUCAAUUCAAGAGAGGUUGCAAUUAAAACGUGUGCCACUGGAUACGUGGAAUAUUCGGGAACAACUGUGUCUCGCAUCGGCGGUCGUGCGCAGUGGAGAUCAAAAUUGGAUGUCUGUCUCUCGCGCUAUCAAAACAAUCGGCGAAGCCACCAGGCCUCCGGAUUGGUAUUCGCAGAAAAGCUGUGCAGCACAGUAUGGUGUGUUGUUGGAAAAUGUGGAAACACCCAAAAGAAAGAAACGGAACUCAGAGGGCGCUGUGGAGACCCCACAAGAGAGUAUUUACAAAUUGCUUACGCAACAGAGAAUUGCAGAAAUACAGAACACAUUGACAGAAAUGAAUAAUCAAUAUGAACAACUCAAGAACGAAGUUGCGGAGGUGUCGAAUCCAUCGACAAGCGAGGAGCGACUGCAGGAGCUGUGGGCGGGCGUGGAGGCGGCGAAGCGGGCGAGAGAGAGAGAGAACGCGCGGCGCGCUGCGUGGCUGAAAGAGAGGGAAGACAGACGCGCGAGGGCCGAGAGGACUUGGCGUCCGACGACCACACCACCGUCUACACCGUCGCCGGCGCCGCCGUCGUCGCCGCUGCUGACAUCGCUGCUCAAGUCCUCGCCCGUGGUGACCACGCCGCAGCACAUACCGCACCCGGCUACCAUCGUGGACGCGGUGUCGCCGUCAGCGGGCGCGCCGACGUUGUCGCUGCUGCUGGAGCAGGGCCAGCGGGAGAGUAAGCACGCCGCCAUCGAGCACAUCAAGAGCCAGCUGGUCCAGAUCGAACACCAGCUCAAGGCGAGCUCAAGUUCCCCCGUGGUUCCGGCGGUGCCGGUCCCGGCCGUGGUUCCCGGCGCGGCGCCGGUGCCGGCGGUCGACAUCGACGACAUCGAGAUCAAGGCGGAGGACGUGUACGCGUUCCGCGACGUCGACAUACACCUGCCGCCCGUCACCGCCAUACACAAGCCCGCCAGGACGCCAGAGAAGGCGACUCUUAAGAGAGACGAAGAGGCACCCGCACCGCCGCCGGUCGAGGAGGAAGUGCUACUUAAGGAGGAGCCGGCGCAGGCGGAGGCGAUGGUCGCUGACGUCACUUCGGAUGUUGAAAUGAGCGAGGAGCCGGAGUCAACGUCGAAACAGGAGCCGGAAGCACCUGAACCGGAAAUCAAGGUCACCGAAGUCGAGGUCGCCCCCGAGGUUGCCCUCGAGGUCACCGAGGUGGAGGUGAAGUUCCCGGCGGCGGAGGUGAAGUUCCCCCCUCCCGAGGUGAAGUUCCCCACGCCUGAGAUUAAGAUCAUCGCACCGGAUGAUGACCAGGUGAAAGAAGAAAUGAAGGGGGAGGCGGAGAGCACCGCGGUCGAGGACGCGCCCCCAGACCCUCCUCCCGCAGACGAAACGCCUGAGAGAUCUGAUGUUACCGAGGAGUCGAUACCGGAGCCCGCGGAGGCAGCACCCCCCGCACCCCCCGCACCCCCCGCGCCCGCCGCGCCGGCCGCGGAGCCCCCCGCCGUGGACCCCAGUGACAUCCCGCUGCCGCCCGGGGACCCCGCCCCGCCGCCCACCGACAUAGCGAGUAUACCGUCCCCGGACGGUCCCGCGCCGGCGGACAGUCCCAGCGAGCUGGAGAUGAUCCAGCGCGAGAUGGAGGGGCAGGCCGGACGGGCGGACGUUGACGACGGACGGACGGACGUCCAAGACGGACAGACGGACGCCGAUGCGGACCGGACUGACGAGCAAGAUGUGAAGAAGGAGGAUGACGCUGAGGACUCAAUACCGUUGAAGGAGAUGAUGGAGGGCGUGGCCGGUGGCGGCGCGGGGGGCGGGGCCGGCGGGGAGGCGCGCGAGGACGACAACACGGAGACUGACGAUGACACGCCCAUGGAGGUACGCAUGUUGAGUCGAGAAGAGGAGAAAGACGGCAAGAAGAAAAGGGACUACUCGCGGAAGAAGAAGUCUGACUCCAGAACGUGUUCGGGUUCGGAGAGCGCGGCGGAGGCGUCCGCGCCGGAGUCGCCGAGCGCCGCCGACGAGCGGCAACACCGACUGUGGCGGAAGAGCGUCAUGCUCGUUUACAGCAGGUUAUGCGCCCACAAGUACGCGUCGCUGUUCCUGCGUCCGAUCUCUGACGAGGAGGCGCCGGGGUACAGUACAGUAGUCAAGCGGCCUAUGGACCUCACCACGAUCAGGCGUCACAUCGACGCCGGCCGCAUCCGCAGCACCGCGGAGCUGCAGCGCGACGUGCUACUGAUGCUCGCCAACGCGCUCAUGUACAACAGCAGCCGGCACAGCGUGUACACCAUGGCGCGGGAGAUGCACGAGGAGGCUCAGAAUCAGCUGGGUAUGCUACUAGCGGCGCAGGCGCACGCGGGCUUGGUAGCGGAGCCGCCGCGCCGCAAGCGCCGCCCCGCCGCGCACGCCACGCCCACUAAACGACGACACACCUAGCUGGCGGAUGAUGCACGCUCGACUGUAGACUAGAUGUGUAUUAGUUCGUGUACAACAUAGUCUCGCAAUAGUAUUUUAAUAUAAAACAGACCUUAAAAUUGUACGUAAG
This is a messenger RNA of Aricia agestis (brown argus), 2624 nucleotides long. RefSeq names its product bromodomain-containing protein 8 (gene Brd8). The record is from RefSeq and is a predicted model, not a curated record. NCBI's taxonomy places the organism in Eukaryota, Metazoa, Arthropoda, Insecta, Lepidoptera, Lycaenidae. The transcript has 17 exons. Gene Ontology annotation, cellular component: NuA4 histone acetyltransferase complex. Gene Ontology annotation, molecular function: protein binding. Bases 80 to 2515 code for a protein of 811 amino acids.